AUGGAUAUUCUUGAAAUAGUCACGUUGAAUGAAAAAAUCCCUGAGGUUACAAACGAUCGUGUUGAAGAUAACCUUGCCAUCAUGUCGAGUGAUGAAGAAGAUGCUUUCAAUCUCGUAAAGAAGCGUAAAAGAUUCUUCUCUGAAGAUUCUAACCAAAGUAUUAAUUUAUCGCCUGCACGCUCCAAUGAACAUAAUAGUGACGAAUGCCAAGAACAUAUGACAAUAAUUCGUAAGUCGAGAAUUAAAAACAAUUAUACUGACUCCGAUAGUGAUAAAGAAGACCAAAGGAAGAAUGUCGUAAAGCGUGACGGUAAAAAAAAAUUUAGAGAGAAAUUUCAUAAAUUUAAAAAUAGGAAAUCACAUUCAAAAACUUUGAAUGGAAAUGACUCUGGGGAUGAAUUAACACAAUGUAAAGAGAAUGUUGAAGAAACAUCAGUACACAUUAAUUUGUCAGUGUGUGAUCCUGAUGAAUCUGACGAUGAAGGAAAUAGUAUAACAGCCAUAAAGAAAUUAAUUGGUUCUAAAUCAAACUUACCACCUGUGAAAUCAAAACCAAUACGAAUGUCAGCGAAAGAAGCAAUGAUAAACAUGCAAAAAAUUAAGAGCGAGUCCAACAGAAUGUUAAGAGAAAAAGAGGUUACUCUUCCAUAUCAUCGACCCAAGGCAUUAUCUCUUAAAGAUAUUAUGAAUCGUAGAAAACUAGCUGUUUCCAGUGAUGGAAAGACAUUACCUAUUAAAAUGAAUGAGCAGCAAUUAAAACACUAUGCAAUGAUGUUAGAGGAGAGGCAAAAAGAAAUGAUGGAAUUAUGUAAAAGUGAGUCUGACGAAGAUAACGAAGAAAAAGAAAAUUCAAAUGUAAACAAAUCAAAUCAAGUAAAUAAAGAACAUGAUCAAGCUGUCACAGAAAAUAUAGCACAAGAGAAUGAUACGAGUUUUGACCAAAUUGCUGUUGAAACUAGUAGUAAUCAUAAAAGUGAAAUGCAAGAGGAGUCUUCCUCUCCCUUUUUUUUAAAUAAAUUAGAAAAAAGUUGCAAACAAGAUAUGCAUGUUGAUAUAGUUGAACAUAUCUCAGAAAGAGAUACUCAAGAAAGUAUAGUAGAAGAUAUUGCAACUGAAAAAUCAAAUUACUUAGUACAUACUGAUGUCAGUGACAAAAUUGAAACACAUAGUCCAGUAGAUGAUAAACCUAAAGACAAAGAAAAUAAUGACAGUCAGAUGAUAUCAUUGCAUUAUGAAUCAAUAAAUUUUGAUUCAGAAAAAGCAUGUACAAAAACCAAUACUGCACAGGAGAAAACUGAUGAACAUAUAGAUACAUUCUCAGACUGUGACUUAAAUUGUGAAGAUCUAGAGACUCUUAUUGAAAAUGCAGAGAUUGUCAAAGAUGAAGCCAAGGAAAAGAAAAGUAUUGUAAUUAAACCCAAAUUAAUGGGUGCUCCAGGUAUGGUUAUUAGCUUAGAUGACGAUGAUGACUCUACUGGAAAACCCACAGGCGUAGAACUACUAAAAGAAAGGUUUACAUAUUUUGCUAAGCUGCAGAACCAGGAGGACAUGGAGAAAGAUAGAGAGAAAAAAUAUAAGCCAGGCACACAACAUACUAAAUUAAAACAACAACUAGAAGAAGAAAUUGCUGAGCAAAGGUCUCUGGAAUGGGCUAAACGGCUUGAAGAGGAAAAAAUAUUAAAGUCAGAACAAAAAGAGAUCUUGGGAGAUGAUUCCUUCGAGGAUAUUGACAAAAUUGACGCAAAACUCGAAAGUCUUGAAGAAAAGGAUACAGUCGAAGGUGAAAUUGAUGAUAGUGCUGAUGGUGAUAUUGAUGAGGUUGGCGAUGAAGAUGAAGAUUUAGUUGAAGAUGAUGUUGAUAUGACCGAUAAUCCGGCAAAGCGUAAUCCAAUGCUUGAUGAUGAAGCCGAAGAAUCUGAUGAUGAUAAACAGGAUGGUGACGAAGCCGAUGAAGAAAUUGAGGCCAAUGAUGAUGAGGAAAGUGACAGUAGCAGUGAAUCAGAAGAUGAACUAGAACAACCAAAGGCUAAGAAAGGCCGGAUCCUUAAGGCUUUUGAAGAUUCGGAUGAUGAAGAUGUUGAAAAUAAAUUACCUGUGGAGCAUAAUGACGAUAAAAUAUCUCAAGAUGAUGAACUGCAAUUAGCCCAAACAAAUAAGUCUUCAGAAGAUCUAUUCCCCAGUCAAGAGUGUGAUGUGCUGAUGUUAAGCAAAAAUAAUGAGGGAAUGAAUACUGAAGAGUUGGGCACAUUUUCAAUACUCUCACACACUGAUAAAGAAAGUGGCCCAAUAUCUGUUAUUUGUGAAACCCAGAAUGAUAAUGCAAGUUUGGAUGAUAUAGUUGGUAUGUGCUCCGGUAGUUUCUCACAAAGCAUCAUCGUUCCAACUCAGAAAUCUCAACUUACACCAUCUUUAGAAUUCUCUGAUGAUGUUGUCGCACUUUGCACAGGAAAAUUCUAUGAUAACCAAUUUGUUUCUCAAAUAAAUGAGAAGGACAUGACAUCAACAGAGACAUUGGACACUGAAAGCGCAUCAAUUCUAAAGGAGUUACUGCCGACUGCAAGUUUGGACACCGAAGGCAUGCCAACUCCUAUACAGUCAGAUUUAGGGCAUAUGCUUAAAGAGAAUUGUAAGAAAGAUAUUGAAAAUUGUACCAAAGACAAUAUAAAAAAUAUAGAACAAAAAACUAAGAGAGAAGAGACUCUCUUAAAAUCUAUUUUAGAUGAAUUAGAUGAGCCAGAAUUGGAUAAACCUAAGCAGUAUAAAUUUUUCGCACCACCAAGUGAAAUUAAGAAGAAAUUAGUAAUUGAUUCAGAUGAUGAAAUGGAUAAAGAGAAAGAAGUUAAAAAGAAAAAGAAGAGAAGAAAAGAGAUUCGGGCUUUGCAAAUAUCAGAUGAUGAAGAAGAAGAAAUACAAACCGAUGAAGAAUAUGAAUCAGAUGCUGAUGUCGGUGAAAAGGUUUAUGAAUAUGAUUCAGAGGAGAAUGAAGUAGAAGUAAUCCAGCCUAAAAAAAAGAAGAUGGAGUUCUUUGAAAAUGAAGCAGAAUUGACAUCUGAGGAUGAAUGGGCGGGGUCUGGUGAUGAAGAUGAGGCUGGUCUUGACCGGAUGGAGAGGGAAGAGGGAGACGAUGAUGUCUUUCACCAGGGGAAGCUGCAGAGCGAGUUGGGACAGAUACAUAUGCGAGAAGUAUUAGAUCAAGACAAAAGGGAAGUUCGUCUCAUACAAGAGUUGUUACUUGAAGACGCAGAUCUCGGUGAUGGGCAUAGACAAAGGAAAUUUAAAUGGAGGAAUGUUGAUGGUGAAGAAGAAUCGGGUACGGUAGCAGAUGAGUGUGAUACGCAAGAAGAAGAGUUUGAGUCAGAGGAGAUGUGGCGAAAACAGAGACACGAAAGGGAGAUGUUUUUGAAGAAAAUGCAAGAAAAUGGCGAAGAUCUCGAUACGAGUAUAAAUAGAACAACAAUUAUCAAAGCGAAUCUGUCUUCGAGGACUAUGUCUAACCUCAUAGCUGAAAGCAAGCAGAGCCCGGUUGCCGAAAAGGAAUGUAUUGAGAAGAAAACUAAAGAUAUACCCAGUCCUAAGAAACCAUUUUCCAUUUUAAAGCAAAGCUACCACGGGUCGUUCUUAACUCGAGGUCGUGGAGCGCUCGCAAGACUGGCUGCUCUCGCGACACCUUUAGUCGUGGACGAGGAAACGCCUAAAGUCCUCGCUUCGGCGCGAGGCAACUUUGUCUUCACGGUGAAGAGUGAGGAACCAAAGGUUAAAAAACGCAAAGCCGAAACAACUGUAGGCACACCACAACUUAUUAAAAAGAUGAAAACUGAAGAAUAUAAGAAAACGCUGUUUGAACAACUUCGCGACUAG
Pieris macdunnoughi is the source of this 3858-nucleotide messenger RNA. NCBI's taxonomy places the organism in Eukaryota, Metazoa, Arthropoda, Insecta, Lepidoptera, Pieridae. The record is from the annotation of a GenBank genome assembly.